GCUUCUUCCCUUGAGCAGCUCAAGGCUACUGGCUCCAUCGUAGUCUGCGACUCUACUAUCGACAAAUAUGAACCACAGGACAAUACAACAAAUCCCUCCCUCAUCCUUGCUGCAUCGAAAAAAGCCGAAUAUGCUAAACUUGUUAACGCUGCCAUCGAGUAUGGUAAGAAGCAGGGGAACUCUAUCGACGUGCAAGUCGACUCAACUCUAGAUCGUCUCCUUGUUGAGUUUGGGAAGGAGAUUCUCAAUAUCAUACCCGGUAAAAUCUCCACUGAGGUUGACGCGCGCUUCUCCUUUGACACUGAAGCUUUCGUCAAUAAAGCGCUGCAUAUUAUCAAGCUUUUUCAAGAGAUUGGUAUUCCCAAAGAACGCGUCCUGGUCAAAGUAGCCUCCACCUGGGAAGGCAUUCAAGCCGUUCGCAUUCUACAAUCCAAGCAUGGAAUCAAUUGUAAUUUAACUCUCAUGUUUUCGCUCGUGCAGGCUAUGGCCGCUGCCGAGGCGGGUGCCUUCCUAGUUUCUCCCUUUGUCGGCCGAAUUCUGGACUGGUUCAAGGCCACCCAAAAGCAUGACUACACCGCGGAAGAUGACCCCGGUGUGAAGUCUGUGCAGAGCAUCUACAAUUACUACAAAAGGCACGGCUACAGGACGAUUCUUUAUAACUCCUUCGACUCUGUACCGAAAAGGCUAGACCAAACUUCCGCGACCGGCCUCGAUAUUACAAAGCGCAGCUACCUCAAUCAUGAGGCCCUCUUUCGUUUUGAUCUGAACGAGGAUGUGAUGGCUGUCGAAAAGUUGCACGAGAGUAUUUCCAAAUUUGCAGUAGAUGCCGACGCUUUGAAGGAUUUGCUGAAGCAGAAACUCCAAGCGUAG
Penicillium verhagenii is the source of this 870-nucleotide messenger RNA. RefSeq lists its product as uncharacterized. Lineage: Eukaryota; Fungi; Ascomycota; Eurotiomycetes; Eurotiales; Aspergillaceae. The record is from RefSeq and is a predicted model, not a curated record. Gene Ontology annotation, biological process: pentose-phosphate shunt; pentose-phosphate shunt, non-oxidative branch; carbohydrate metabolic process. The annotation marks the transcript as partial. Gene Ontology annotation, molecular function: transaldolase activity. Gene Ontology annotation, cellular component: intracellular anatomical structure; cytoplasm. The transcript has 4 exons.